Molecule: messenger RNA, 2794 nt
Organism: Paralichthys olivaceus (Japanese flounder)
Lineage: Eukaryota; Metazoa; Chordata; Actinopteri; Pleuronectiformes; Paralichthyidae
Source: RefSeq, a predicted model, not a curated record
AUGUCUUCCUGCAGGCGCUUUGGAACAAAAUGUGCAUCAUGCCAACAGGGGAUCCCGCCGACGCAGGUUGUGCGGAAGGCGCAGGACUUUGUGUAUCACCUGCACUGCUUCGCAUGCAUCAUGUGCAGCCGGCAGCUGGCCACCGGGGACGAGUUUUACCUCAUGGAGGACGGGAGGCUGGUGUGCAAGGUGGAUUAUGAAACAGCAAAGCAAAACGAUGAUUCGGAGGCGGGGACCAAGCGACCGAGGACCACCAUCACCGCCAAACAGCUGGAGACCCUCAAAAGUGCCUACAAAAACUCGCCGAAGCCAGCACGCCACGUCAGAGAGCAGCUUUCCUCAGAGACGGGACUAGACAUGAGAGUGGUGCAGGUUUGGUUCCAGAACCGACGAGCAAAGGAGAAGCGUCUGAAGAAAGACGCAGGUCGACAUCGCUGGAGUCAGUUUUAUAAAAGUGUCAAACGCAACCGAGGGGGAGCCAAAGUGGAGAAGGAGAGCUCGGCUGAUGACGCAGGCCUCAGUGACAGCGAGCUGAGCUUCAGAGAAGACCAGGUCCUGUCAGAUCUCGGCCACACCAAUGGGCUUUACGGGAGCGUCGGCGACAUGACCAGCAGCGCGGUGCUGAACGGGGGCUUCUCUGUCGACGCAGCGGGCCAGCCUUACCACGACAUCCGAGCAGGGAGCCCCUACGGACUCCCUCAGUCGCCCUCCUCCAUCACCUCUCUGUCCGGCCACACCCCUCUCCUCAACAACCUGGGCUUCAACAUGGACAGUCUGGUGGCGCAGGGGGGUGCAGGCGGGGUGGGGCAGGCUCUGAGGGCCAUGGCAGGGGGCCCCACCUCAGACCUCUCGACGGGCAGCAGUACGGGAUACCCUGACUUCCCCACCAGUCCCGCCUCGUGGCUGGACGAGAUGGACCAUUCCCAGUUUUGAGUCUCGAACACAGGCAGAAGACAAAACAGACUUAAGAGGCUUUUUUACAUUUCUUUCUUUCACCCUCCAAGACUAGUAGGUUUUGUGAUGCUGGGUGAAGAGCAGAAGGAAGAGAAGAAGUGUGACUCUCAGUACCUCCUCAGUGAGGUGUAGCCGCCCGGGUCCAGAUGUGUAGUCCAGAGAAAAGCAGCGAGGAACUCCGCCGCACCGCUGAAUGUUCAGUCUCAACACUGUAUCAUACGACGUUUGUUAUCACUUGACUUUAUUUUGUUCUUUCACUCUCUGAAAAUGAGAAUGGAUUUCCAAUAUGUCGGUGGAAUUACGCUCACAGGGGAGGUAAUAUUGUCUCGUCCUCCCCUAAAAUAACUCACCCCAACUCUAACAGCUACAACAUUAGGGCUAAAUCUCGAUCACAGGCCCUACGAGACCCCGGAGGCGCCUGCAUGCUUCUGAUUCCCGAGUAGGACUGCUGUCCGGCCAUAUCGAAGCCUUUACAUUGGCAAUGCACUUUAUUCUCCUCUUCUUUUUCUACACAUGUGGACAGGAAUGCAGAGGAAAAAGAGAGAAACAGGGGGAGAGACAUGCACAAGACAAAAACACAGUGUUUCAUUGGGUGAGAAAAUUUACAAGAACAGUGGCACAAGUGUGAAUUUUGAACCAUGCUGAUGUUUUUUAAUGUAUUGCUGAAGCUUACAAGUUAUUAGGAAGUAGAUGGUCUGUGCGUCUGUCCGUCUGUCCGUCCAUAGAAGCUGAUGUCUCCUCUGUUUGAGGACGUACACUGUUUGCUACACAGCAGGUCUCUCUUCUAUAUUUAUAGGUGCUUGACUUGUUCUCGUCUGUGUAAAAGCUGUCUGAGAGCGGACGUCUGUCAGUAUUAAAUUAUCUUGUUUCCAGACUCACCAGGAAUCAAAGCUCGUGUGCUGGAUGGAGGACAGUCAAGGCGUUUUGGGGUCUGGAGAAAAUUCUAGUAAUAUAUCACACAUCUAAAUUAUUAAUUUAUUCCUUUUGAAUGCACAGACAAAUGACAAGGAGACACACAUGAGUGAGUCAUUUGCAGAUAUUAUUCAACAAAUAAAAUGGUUACACACAUUUAAAAUAUCUAUUCGACAAAACACCAACAAGUAUUUGCAGGAAGGAAAUUCUCAGUGUUCGUUCUUCUGUUUGGUCAAUCUGACUCCGGCUUCUCUUGCUAAUCUACUCUAGUGCAGCAGAGCUCUGGCUUUGCCUGCUAUCAACCUACUUACUGACCCCAGAUGUGUUGUCAGCCUGUGCAGUUCUCCCGCUGCCUGGCCUCCAUGUCAGAGGGAUUACCACCCUGCCACCCCCAACCCCACCCCCAUUCAGCGCUGACACUCUCCUGUCACAUCGCUCCUCAGCAUCUGCUCGGCUGAUGGGUUUUCUUACACUUCAACAUCAGCUGCAUCCUAAAGUCCCUUGAAACACAGGACAACAGGUUAAAAAAAGUGGAUCCUGUUUCUGAUGCUCCUGAAAUACAAAUUUUAUUUGAGCCAAGUGGAAACGGUUCUAUCUGACCUGGUGACCAUUUCAAAACCAGUGGUUAUUUUUGAUCUGAAAGAAGGUUUGCUUAAAAAAACGAUCAGAAAUCAAAAUCUGUUCGGUCACCUUUCCCUGAAAAAUUGCCAAGUCUUUUUUUUCUACCAGAGCAUCUGAUUUGAGAGCCAGAAAGCAAAUCAACAAACAGAAAGCAACACCACUGAGACAAUUUUGAAAACUGGCCACAAUUUACAUUGUAAUUAUCGGAUGAGUACAUGGUAUCAAUAAAAGACGUAAACUUACUGAGUAGCUACACUUUUUAGGUAAUAUGUAAGUACAGGGGAAUAAAGGAGUGAAACUUUGUCUA